UCUAUGAUUUUGUUUUGUUGUUGAUGGAAAAUAUCAACGACUAGAGUCGAAAUCUUCAACCAAGCAACCUGUAAUCCGCGUUUGAGACUUUCUGCGAAAUUUCAGAUCUCGUGUGAGCGAGUACCGAUUUAGGUACGAAUCUCUUUGAUCCUCACAUCUCCCCUUACUUCUUUAUAAUCUGCUGCAAAAGAAUCGGGUCUUCUUUUGGAUUUUUUUUUUUUAAUUGGUUUUGUGUAGAUCUAAGAUUAUUAUUUCUUCCCUAGAAGAAGCAUCUACGGUUCAUUUUUUGUUGUCUAUUUCUGUAAAUUUGUGCCGAUCGAUGAGGGCUUUUGUUUAAUUUCGCGUUUUCGCUAUUCUAAUCCAUAGAUCUAGUGUUUUUGUAAAUAAUCAAGAUGAGCAGACCCCAGGAACCACACCGCCCUUUCUUCUCAUUCGGGAAUCCUUUCCGCAUGAUAUCACCAAAGGGCUCUCAAUUGUCCCCAAGGCUUCUUUCCUUAUUGAAUGCCUUUGAGGAAACCUUGGCAGAGAGGUUGAGGAAACUUCAUCCAAAGGAUAAGAAUGAUGUUCUUAGCUUACCAUGGAUGAAAUCUGCAAUGGAAUCACUUUGUGAGACUCAUACUGACAUAAAGUCCUUGAUUACAGAUCUUGAGCUCCCUGUGACUGACUGGGAUGAGAAAUGGAUAGAUGUGUACUUGGACAUCAGUGUGAAGUUACUUGAUAUUUGCAUUGCUUUUAGCUCCGAGCUUUCCCGGCUUAGCCAAGGCCAUCUCUUACUUCAAUGUGUGCUUCAUAAUCUGGAGUCCAACACUCCAAAGCAAUUUGUACGGGCUUGUUCUUCCCUUGAUAGCUGGAGACAACACAUUACUUCAAAGAAUUUACGAGUCCAGAACUGUCACUCCAUCUUGGAUAAUCUUGUGGAAUCACUGAAUCUGCCAAAGGUUAAGAAUUCAGCUAAAGGAAAGGUCUUGAUGCAGGCAAUGUAUGGAGUUAAAGUGCAAACAGUGUUUGUAUGUAGCGUCUUUGCUGCUGCCUUUUCAGGUUCGUCAAAGAAGUUGUUGGAUUUGGAAGUCCCAAACACAAUCUUGUGGGCACAAGCAUAUUGUAAUUUGCAGACAAAUGUAAAUGGGGAAAUUAGAGAGAUAUUUUCUAGUGGAAAAUUUACAGUCCUGAAGGAAUUGGAGGCAGUUGAUUCAAUUGUGAAGAAGAUGUAUCCCAUGAUUCAAGAUGGAUUAGGGCCUGUUGAAGUAGAAGCAUUUGAACAUUCUGUUUCAGAUUUGAGAACAGGGUGAAAGAUCUGGGCAUUGAGUUUCAUUCCCACUGCAAGGGAUAGAACGGUAAGUCACUAAGCUCAAGAAGUUUGGUGUUGCUGGAUAUCAGGUGUGUGUAAUCGACUCUUUCACUGAAAAUAAAACUCAUUUUACCUAAUUUCGUGAUUCAUGAUUAGAUGUUCUGUAGGGAGUAUCUAUUCUAUAUUGAUAUUUUCACAUUGUUGAGCCCUCAAAUGUUGAAUAUUGGAUUGUUAGUUUGAUAUAUUUAUCUGGUCUUUCCUGUCCACCAGUUUGACAAUGCAAAGCCUGCAUCCGGGAAGGUGUCCUAGUGUGAAGCAAAGAGGUUCCUUUGGUUUGAUGUACGAUCUUAUGUGGUUUUGUUGUUUUGCAAAUAGGCAUUGAAUGAACGCUAAAAUGCCUCGGAUCCUCGGCGCAUAUUUGGAAUCGGACCUUUAGCUGUAGAAUUGUGGCGGGGGGACUUUCUUGGCUGCCGUAUGAUGUUGAGCGAGGAAAGGUGAAGUCGAGAAAUUACGUAUGGUAUAGACAAUUAGACAUGAUGUUGGCCCUGCUAAAUUUACAGACGCUAAACAAUAAACGUGACGAAACUGGAGAAUUUUUCGGAAUUCCGUUGCCGAUUGCGCAUGCUCAGCGUUUUUCCUUUUCUCCUUGCCCCAUUUCUUGAAGUUGCUUGUAAGUUUAUUUAACAUUAAAAAGAAAGUUAUCCCA
Molecule: messenger RNA, 1994 nt
Organism: Hevea brasiliensis (rubber tree)
Lineage: Eukaryota; Viridiplantae; Streptophyta; Magnoliopsida; Malpighiales; Euphorbiaceae
Product: protein BPS1, chloroplastic
Exons: 3
Coding region: 393-1289 (298 amino acids)
Source: RefSeq, a predicted model, not a curated record